AUGCAGUAUUCGUUGCUACUCGGAAAAAUAUCUCGCUACCCCCGGGCCUUGUCCUUGCAGAAUUCUCUUCACACAUCUACCCGUCUCUUAUAUCCUUUAUCUGACGCACCCAAACCCCAUAGCGCAGACAGCUACUUCAAAGACGCAGACGAGACAGCUCCACAAGACCCUACUAUCCACCGUGUCGACGCCACAUCAGAUGCCGUACAGCGUCCUUACGAGCCACCUUCAGGGCGGUGGAGUCAGGCGGCGGUCAGGACCAGCGAGUACCAUGAACAUGUUAGCAAAGACAAGCCGUAUAACGUGCCCAACGGACGAGCAAAGGGUAACGAACUGGGGUACGGUGGCACCGAGAAACUGGGUCCUGAGACUAGUCAUCUUGAGGAGGGUCCAGGGGGCCAAUCAAAAGGAGGACGCAGACUGGAAUGA
Suillus bovinus is the source of this 429-nucleotide messenger RNA. RefSeq lists its product as uncharacterized. NCBI's taxonomy places the organism in Eukaryota, Fungi, Basidiomycota, Agaricomycetes, Boletales, Suillaceae. The coding region runs from base 1 to 429 and encodes 142 amino acids. The record is from RefSeq and is a predicted model, not a curated record. The transcript has a single exon.